Molecule: messenger RNA, 414 nt
Organism: Trypanosoma rangeli
Lineage: Eukaryota; Euglenozoa; Kinetoplastea; Trypanosomatida; Trypanosomatidae
Exons: 1
Coding region: 1-414 (137 amino acids)
Source: RefSeq, a predicted model, not a curated record
AUGCCACGGGCCCUCCCCCUUUUCCGUCGCCGCCCGCACCCUCUUUUCUGGCGUGCUGGAAAGCGCUACCACUGGCUUUCCACAGGCGUCGGGAAAAAACUUUUGGUGAGACACCUUGUUGGGUCGCAGGAGGGUGGAAGGAGACUGCUGCCAAGGGCAGGGUUCGUGCACCAGGAGGAGGCGACCUGCCUGGUGGGCGGUGCGACGGCGGGCCAGGCGAACUGCGCUUUGAGGACCUGCGGUGGUUUAUUUGACCCAACCGCCUCGCGGUCGGUCUCUGUUGCGGCCUGCGCCGCAAAGCCACCCCUGCGGAGGCGGCGGGUGCGAUGCUGGGGGGGAGGUCGAGGGCACCCUUGGGCUGCGGUCCGUCGUGGUGUGCGUUAUCCUGCGCCCCGCCGAGCCCGCGACGCGUGA